AUGUCAUCAGAGAUUUUGGAAAGAGUUUCAUCUCUUUUCAAAGACGAGUUGUCUCUUGAAAAGAUUAGAGACGUUAAGGAGCAAUUGAUCAAGGAAAAGUCAGCUAGCGAAUACGAAUUGCAGAAGGAAUCGCAGAAAUACUAUAAGAGCGUGGAAGAUGGGUUGAAAUUGUUGAACCUCUCACAAAAGUCUGUCAAAGAUAUUAAAAACGGAUUAGACGAUGUGGAUAAGUUGAGUAAAAAAAGUAAGUCGUCCAUUAGUAGGUACGAUGUUAUAUUUGAGGCUACUAAACUCUACGAAACUAUCGAUGUAACGUCUUCCAUCUAUGAUAGGAUAAUAAGGUUUGGUGACUUGAUCAGCCAAUUGGAUAAAAUGUUAGAGUACGAAUUGACCCAAGAUGCACUGGAAUCAGGAUGUCCCUAUUUGUUACAUAUCCAUUACCGUUUGACAAUGGCUCGAGAUUUCCAAGAUCAAAUGACAGUCAUGGCAGAUAUAUCAACGACAGAUGUACAAAGUACUAUUAGGAAGCUGUUCGCACAAGUUUCUUCACUUGUAUCUAAAUUCGAUAGACUGCUCGAAUCUCUCAUAUACGAUAUCGUGGAACUUGUGAGAGGUGAACAAAUAUCAUUGGUGAUUCGUCUUUUCAAAAUUAUAGAUUUGGAGGAAAGAGAAGAUUUAAGGAUUGCAGCCGUGAGAAAUAUUAUAAAGAAGAAAGAGUUGGAAGCUGAAAAAUCAUAUAUGAAAAAAUUGCCCAAUGAGAAAAACUCUGCCAGGUUCCAUCAUGGUGCUAGCGAUACCAAGGAGUAUCCUUCUAGUCAAGGGCUUUAUGAAGAAAUUCUUAGCGGUACGGUCUCCACUAGAACUAUGGUUCGUGGCUACAAGAAUUUCUUCUUAAACAAAUUGAAGCAAUCUGUGCAAGAUAUGUUUGUUGAAGUUAGGAAGGAGUAUAGUGGUGAGAAGAAGUUUGAAGUCUUGAGUAAUUUGGAUUGGGUUUUUAACGAAUUGAUGGUGGUCAAAGAGCAUGUUACACAAUAUUGUCCGGAACAUUGGCACAUCUUUGACUUAUAUUUUGAAACCUAUUACGAAGAAAUGCAUGGAUUGAUUACAGAAUUAGUCGAAUCUGAACCAGAAACUUUAGUUAUCUUGGACAUUCUCGAUUACGAUAAACAUUUCCAAAAGACCCUGGUAGAAGAUUUCGGGUUUCCCAAGAAAGAGAAAAGGAGUGUUAUUGGAGACGGAGAGAAAGAACAGUUGUUUAAUGAUUACUUGAGCCUAAUUGUGGUCAAAAUGAGUGAAUGGAUCGGUAAUUUAGAAAACGCCGAAUUUGAAGUGUUUUACGAGAGGAAGACACCACCUCAUGUUGAUUCUGAAGGUCUUUUGUAUUUGGAUGGUACUCGAACAUGUUUCCAAAUGUUCACUCAGCAAGUAGAAGUGGCAGCAGGCUCUGGUCAAGCGAAAAUUCUUGUGGGUGUGGUGGAUAGAUUCUGUGGGUUAUUAAAGCAACGUCAAAAGAAAUGGAUGAAUUCUUUGGACGUGGAGGUUAAAAAGUUAAUUAAUUUCAAUCGAAAAUACGAUUUAGAUCCAGAGAGUGUUACUCCUGAAGAGACAUGCCCCGGUGGUCUUGUAGAAUAUAUUGUUGCGGUAGCCAACGAUCAAAUGAAAGCUGCGGAUUAUUCUGUAGCAAUUUCCACCAAAUAUGGUCAAAUGGUUACCAAGAAUUACGAGAGAACUAUUACGGAAGAGAUUGAAAGAAUACUGGACGGAUUUGCCGAAGUGGCCAAAUACUGCUCCACACAACUGAUAAGGAUAAUGUUUGAAGAUUUACACAGACCAUUUGAUGAAGUUUUUAGUAAAUCUUGGUACAGUGGUAACCAGGCGCAACAGACUUCCGAUACGCUGUAUGAAUAUUUGAUAGAAAUUAAGACACAGAUGAAUGUAUUGGUGUAUUCGAGUCUUUUGGAAUCCGUUGUGGAAGAGACCAUUUUGAGAUUUAUUGGUUCAUUGAAAUACGGUCAUUCUUUCAAGCAGAAAAAUAAUAAGUUUUUGGACUGUAUGAAAAGAGAUUUCGAAAUCUUUUAUCGCCUGCUAGUCCAAUUGGUUCCUGAAACUGAGGACAAGACCAUCAUCAUCGAUGACAAAUUCAAGUUAAUGGAGUAUUUUAUGGAUUUUUCAUGUGGUCCGGUCGAUGCUAUAGCAGAAACGUGGGACAAUUGCUUGCAAAUAUAUUGGGAUACCCCAUUGGCCAUGUUAUCUGCCAUUUUGAAUUGUCGUAAAGAUGUAGAUAAUUCGACUUCAAAACGCAUACUACAAGCCGCUACUGAAAUUUCAAAUAAUCCGCAAAGGCUCACAGAACUGCGCAAUGCGGAAGCCCAGCCAACAUUUAUCAGCAGACUCAAUCUCGAUUCAUGA
Zygosaccharomyces rouxii is the source of this 2409-nucleotide messenger RNA. It is a transcript of the gene SEC6, whose product is annotated as SNARE-binding exocyst subunit SEC6. The record is from RefSeq and is a predicted model, not a curated record. Gene Ontology annotation, biological process: exocytosis; exocyst localization. Gene Ontology annotation, cellular component: exocyst. Lineage: Eukaryota; Fungi; Ascomycota; Saccharomycetes; Saccharomycetales; Saccharomycetaceae. Gene Ontology annotation, molecular function: SNARE binding. Bases 1 to 2409 code for a protein of 802 amino acids. The transcript has a single exon.